Molecule: messenger RNA, 1248 nt
Organism: Zophobas morio
Lineage: Eukaryota; Metazoa; Arthropoda; Insecta; Coleoptera; Tenebrionidae
Exons: 3
Coding region: 47-376 (109 amino acids)
Source: RefSeq, a predicted model, not a curated record
UUAUUACAAUCACUGCAAUCACUAUGAAUGUGAUAUAGUUGUCAAAAUGGCGUGUCUACGAAGCAGCAAAGUUUUGCAGAUAAUCAGUACCAUGGCAAUAGUUUUAUUAAUAAUAAUAGUCCUAAUAGUACAAAUUUUUCCUUCUCAACUGGACCUCAACGCGACAGCGUCAAAUUUUGUUUGGUGGAAGGAAAUCCAAAAACACGUUUCCUGGAACGAGUACACCGGAUGGGCCCUAUUUUUUGCCAGCCUGGCGGCUCUUUGUUUGUGGUGUUGUUUCAGAAACAUGCGAGCAAAACCUAAAGAGAAAAAAGAAGAUUUAGGGCGCUCAGCGCAGCCGUUGAUGCGUCAAUUAACUCGCACUAUGACAGUGUAAAUAGUGAUUUAUCCUUGUUGAAUUUAAUAUUCAACAAUGAAGAGAAAGUGUGAUAUUUUUAGAAAUUUUCAGUCGUGCUGUCUGGAGAGGUUCAUAUUAGGUCCUUUACUUAUUGUGAUCUUAAUUAGUGAUUUUUUUUGAUAAAGGGUCUGUAUAUUUUUAUUUUUUACUGAUUCGUUGUAAGUUUGAUGGUACAUUUGAGCAAGUAUUUAUUUGUAAAUUUGCAUAAUUCUGUGUGUUGUCUCUAUUUUUCUAACUGUUGCCUGUAAAUAUUUAUUUUGUAUCGUCUGUAAAUACAAAACUUGAAAAUUUGUUGCUUUUGAGAGUUGACUGGAUAUUUAAACUGUGUUGGUAACCCUGCUACACGAACGACAACGAAAUCGCAAAGUUGCCAACUUUAAUUUUUAUUUAAAAUCUCGACUGAUAAGAUUAAAUUAUCUAACUGCAUGAAGCAGACGAUAGUAAAUAAACUGUGUCAAACCACUUAUAUACAAACAUGCCACGCCUUCGGUGCACCCAAAUUUUGAAAACUACCGGUUUUAUGGUGACCAUUUUAUUAAUCUUAACAUUCAUAACGACACAAGCUUUGCCUCCUACAACCGAGCCGACUUCACUCUUGGCAAGUUUUGAGAAACAUUUUUCCUGGAAUAUUUUGUUUGGAUGGGCCCCAGUUGUUGUCAUUGUGGCCGCUUUUUGCUUGUAUUGGUGGUUUAGACAUGUGGAUACAAAGCCUCCGCCAGAAAACGACAUACUAUUAAUAAGGGAUGACGGGACAGUGUGAUAAUAAAUUGCAAAAUUGUUAAAUUGAUUAUUUAUGGCGAAAGACAAGCUGUGAUACUUAGUUCUAAAUAAAUAAAAUAUUCACUGUUAAA